This is a messenger RNA of Rhizophagus irregularis DAOM 181602=DAOM 197198, 1377 nucleotides long. RefSeq lists its product as uncharacterized. Gene Ontology annotation, cellular component: late endosome membrane; Ragulator complex; membrane raft. The record is from RefSeq and is a predicted model, not a curated record. Gene Ontology annotation, biological process: cholesterol homeostasis; positive regulation of MAPK cascade; cellular response to amino acid stimulus. NCBI's taxonomy places the organism in Eukaryota, Fungi, Glomeromycota, Glomeromycetes, Glomerales, Glomeraceae. Gene Ontology annotation, molecular function: molecular adaptor activity; guanyl-nucleotide exchange factor activity.
CCAAAAUAAUCCAAAUUAAUUUUGUUUCUCAUCGGAAACGAUGGAAGAUGACGUAAUACAAAAUUACAAUUAAUAUAUGUGGGAAUAAAAUACGUUGUCCAAUUAAAUAGUAUAUUAUUAAAAAAAAGCCAUAUUCCAAAGAAGGGAUAUCUGAUUUUCUCUAUGAUCUAUUUUUUUCGGUGAUACGCAACGUAAUCUACGUAAUCUAUCCAUCUCUAAUCUAGAUGGUCUCGAAUGUGAUCACAAAUUUAAAAAAGACAUGCAUUGUGCUAUUUUUUCACGUGAGACUACAAAUAAUUAUAUAAAUUGCCUAUCUGUUGAAACUAUCAAUAACUACAAUUAAUAUCCAAAUAUCUAAAAUAACAAAACCAUAACAAGCAAUUCCAAAUAAAAGAAUACUUUCCCUUAUUUUCUAUUUUAAUAUUUAUUUUAGUGUUCAAUUCUAAAGAACCCUAUUUCAUAAAAAUGGGAUGUUGUGGAAGUAAAGAUGACGAUAGUAAGACAAACGAAAGUACUCGUCUAAUACCUCGUGACGGCUCCUCGGCAUAUGAAACACCGAGGAUGUCUUACCCACGUUAUGAUGCCACUGCCGAGCAGGAUGCACUGCAAAAGAUUGUUCAGCGAACAUCAGAGAACUUUAUUGAUAUAUCAAAUACAUAUGCUACUGAGCGUUUACAACAACAAGAUGCAAUAGAUCGUGCAAAUGAAUACAAAGACUUGUUAGGUUCAAUCAAGCUUGAUUCAAAGACUCUUCAAAAGAUACAAGAGAAGAGUAGCACAUUACCAAAGAUGCAUCAACGUAAAAAAUCUCGAACAUCACUGCAAUCUCAACAGGCUGCUUCACCCGAUAAACGGGGAGUUGCAAUGGAUUUACCUCCACAUGUAGUAUUGGGUGGUGGGUGUGUUACAGAAGAGGAUCAGAAAUGGCUAACGAAAGUUAUGGAAGAAAUACAAGAAGCUAUUGAACACAUUGAAGUUGAAUAUAUUGGUGAUUUAGUAGUUCCCUUGACGUGGGCUAAUUCUGCACCAAUUCAUGCUGUUCAUGGUUGAAAUCUUUUAAAUUAAUAAUUUAUAAACAUUUUAUUUUAUAUGGGAGUGGUGGAUUCUCCUUCCUCCCCUUUAAUUAUUUUAUUAAUUAUGAUCUUUAUGAUCUUUAUGAUUGAUUUUACAUUUUUUUUUUUUUGUAUUUCAUUGUUAUUCUUAAUUAACUUUUUGAAAGCAAAGAAAAUAUUUAAGGAAAAACUUUAUUUGUAUAUUAUAUUAAUAUCAUUAGGGAAGAAAUAUUUAUGGAACGAUAUAUUGCAAUAUAUGUUAGAGUUUUCUUGGGGUAUUUGAUGUGUUUGGUAUAUAAUUUAUUUUAUAAUCAUGUAAAUAUUG